Messenger RNA from Nakaseomyces glabratus, 834 nucleotides. RefSeq names its product Mam33p (gene MAM33). The record is from RefSeq and is a predicted model, not a curated record. NCBI's taxonomy places the organism in Eukaryota, Fungi, Ascomycota, Saccharomycetes, Saccharomycetales, Saccharomycetaceae. Gene Ontology annotation, biological process: cytosolic ribosome assembly. Gene Ontology annotation, cellular component: mitochondrial matrix.
AUGUUUACCAGAACAGCAGGCCUAUGUUUGAGAAGAACUGCUUUGAUGCUUUCCAGAAGUGGUAAAGCCAAUGGUUCCAUGGUUGCCAGAACCGUGUUGACCAAGCCUAUGAACCAUGCUCUAAUUGCUAACUCCUUGUUGAGAGCUUUCCAUGCUGGUGUGACAAUUCACAACCAGGAAUCCAAGCAAGUUAGAGACAUUCUAAACAGUGAACUCAAUCUUGAGCUUGAGUCCUUGAAGGAUGAGGAAGCACCACCACUGGAUGAGACUUUCCAGGAGUAUUUAGAUAAAUCAGGCUUUAGCAUUGUUGAGAGACCAGGUAAGAAUGAAGCUGAAUUGAAGAAAACCACUGCCGAUGGUGAAACUGUUCGUGUUUUGUUUGAUGUUGCCCAAGUAAGCAACUUGCCUUACGAUGCUUCUUUGGCCGAAGCUGCUGCCAAUGAGCAAGCAAUCAAUGAAGAUGAUUACGACGCCCUUUCUGAUAAUUUCGCCAAUGUUACAGUUGUCGUUUCCAAGGAAGGCAGAUCAACUUUGGGUUUCGAACUUCUAAUGAACAUUCAAGAAGGUAGCUUCUAUGUCGACAGCGUUACUCCAUAUCAAGGUGACAACGUGGCUUUGUCAGAAUCUGCUGAGGCAGAUGCCCAAAGGGACGCUGUUUAUCACGGUCCACCAUUCUCUAACCUAGACGAACAACUACAGGAAUCCUUGGAAGUAUUCCUAGAGAGCAGAGGUAUUAAUGAGGACCUUGCUUCUUUCAUCGGCACUUACUCUGAAUUCAAAGAAAAUAACGAGUAUGUCGAUUGGUUGAAGAAGAUGAAGGAAUUCUUCGAGUGA